Adineta ricciae is the source of this 504-nucleotide messenger RNA. The record is from the annotation of a GenBank genome assembly. Lineage: Eukaryota; Metazoa; Rotifera; Eurotatoria; Adinetida; Adinetidae.
AUGGUAUUUUAUCUUAUCAAAACAAACGUCCAUUCGACAUCGUUCGAUUCGAACACAAACUUUAUCGAAAUUAUCAUUAUGACCAAAACUAUUCUUGUCACCGGUGCCAGUUCAUUCAUUGCUGGAUGGAUUAUACGAUAUCUGCUUGAGAAAGGUUACAACGUUCGCGGAACGGUUCGAUCUGCAGCAAAAGAAAAACAAGUUCUCGAUGGAAUCGCAGAAGAAUAUCGAAAACAAAUGUCAUUUGUUCAUGUUGCUGAUAUUACAAGUGAUUCGUUCGAUGAAGCCGUUCGUGAUGUUGAUGGAAUCAUUCAUGUUGCUUCACCAUUCCAUUACAAAGUCACUGACCCAGAAAAAGAUUUACUUCUUCCAGCAAUCAAUGGAACCACUCGAGUUUUACAAGCUGCACAUGAGUUCAAUCAAAACAAUGAAAACAAAAUCAAACGAAUCGUCAUCACNUGUGAAAUAGAUUGUUUCUAUGUUCUACAGCGGUUCACUGUGUAG